This is a messenger RNA of Syzygium oleosum, 2184 nucleotides long. RefSeq names its product protein PTST homolog 2, chloroplastic. The coding region runs from base 267 to 1988 and encodes 573 amino acids. The transcript has 9 exons. Lineage: Eukaryota; Viridiplantae; Streptophyta; Magnoliopsida; Myrtales; Myrtaceae. The record is from RefSeq and is a predicted model, not a curated record.
UCAAACUAACUAUAUAUAUCCUGUGGCUGUGACUCCCACGCAGCGCUCGUCCCACGGUGCCUUGAUUAACUGUCACGCUUUUCCGUAGCCAUUGUUCGUUGCUUGCCCCGCUCGCUCUCGUCUUGUUCCGUAGUACUGCCCGUGGGCCGUGGCUUCUUCCCAUCUCCUCUCUUUGCUUCUCGCGCGCGCUUUUCUUGUGGCCACCGCUGUUUCAGCUCCCCACUUGUCCGGCUCGCGCACCGACUGUUCGACGAAAUGCCUGAGCCAUGCUCUCCUUCAAUCCGGCUUCCCCCCACUUCGUCGUGCUGCGCCAUUUCUUCCUAGACGCCGGCGCUCGCGCUUAUCCGCCUCCUCUCCUCUUGGUUUUCGACCCGAGAACCAGAAGAAGGAGAGCUGGGGCGGAGGUCUUGACGUUGAAUCUCGUCUCGCCUUCGAAGAGCGGUUCGUUGCUGGGGAAACCUGAUAACGGUAGGAGGAAACGUCGUCCUGUUCGUGGGGGUUCUGGGUUUGCGAGGAGGUGCAAGAGGAACGGGGAAAGGGAAGGGGAUUGGGAUUUGGAGGCUGAGAUUUUUGAGUUCAUGAGGGAUUCUGGGAACCCCGACUUGUUUCCCACCAAGAAACAGCUGAUUGAUGCGGGGAGGAUGGAUUUGGUCGAAGCCAUUCUGCGGCAAGGUGGAUGGCUUUCGUUGGGCUGGGAUUUGGAUGGCGAGGACGAAAGUAUGGUUCAGGAUGACUGCGACUUUAGGGAUUUUGGGUCUGCGAAAUCGGACGAUUUCGACUACGGGAUACUUCAAGAAAGGAUUAAUGAAAAUCAAGAGAGCUUAACUUUGGAGGGCAAUGGCAGCCCGGGGGUUUCUCCAUUUUCUUCUAAUUUCUCUGGUUCAGUUUCUUCGUCCUGUGGAUCCACAAAAUCCGCUGUUCCUCUCCCGCCUGCUGCUAGUCCAAGUUGUAAUCGGGGAUCUUUAUCCGAGGAUAAUUCUGGAAUUGAAGGCAUAUUGAGUCGGCUGGAGAUAGAGAGAGAUAUAACAUUCGGUGUUGGAUUGAGAGGGAAGGGAAGUGAUGUUAGAGAUGAUUGGCUUGUCAGAACUCAAGCUGAUGAAACAGUUGCUAGACGUGAAAGUAGCAGCGAAUCUACCUCAUUAAACUCCAAGGACAUCAUCAAUGAGACAGGGAGAAAUUUCAGUCAACACAGGACUUCUUUGGAUAUUAAUAUUGCGAGAAACUCACUUCAGCCAGGUACAUGGAGAACAUGGAGUUCUCAAAGGGUUGGAUGUGUAAAUUCUGAUUUUGAAGCUGCUGAAAUAGAUGUCGCAGCAUAUAGACUCGAUAAAGACAAGGAGUUCAAAAAAAGUGAUAUUCUUAAAUUGAGGGAGAUAAAUGGUGAUCCUUUAAAUAGACAGAAAGAGUCUAACAUUUCUGCUGGAGAAGCUAAUCAUAAUUUCAUAAAGGAUCGGCUUCAGCACUUAGAGUUGGAGCUUUCGUCUGUACUUAGUUCCUUGAGAUCUAAAUCUACCAUGGACGAGCAGGAGAAUCUCGAGAGCAUCUCUGAUGACCUGCAGGAACUUUCUGAUGCUUGGGAGUUUCAAGAAAAUGAGAUCAUGAAUUCCAAAGACAAAAUGCGUUCUAUGCGUGCAAAGUUAGCUGUUCUUGAAGGAAAGAUGUCUCUGGCGAUUAUAGAUGCUCACAAGAUUGCAGAAGAGAAACAGAGGAAGAUUGAUGAUGCUCGUAGAGCUCUACAAGUUCUUCGGACGGCUUGCAUAGUUUGGCCAAAUUCAGCCACAGAGGUGCUUUUAGCUGGGUCAUUUGAUGGUUGGGCCACUCAGAGAAAGAUGGAGAAGUCAAGCACCAUGGUUUUCUCUGUUUGCCUCAAAUUGUAUCCUGGAAGAUAUGAGAUAAAGUUCAUAGUCGAUGGAGUAUGGAGGAUUGAUCCAUUGCGGCCAAUUGUUCAUAACAACGGAUAUGAGAAUAACUUGCUCAUUAUCACAUAGCCAUCCGAAAGAGAGAGCUGACACAAACAUUUGCUCGAGAAGAUUCAAUAUCCUUUAACCGAUGGAGGAUGAUUACAUAGAUCUUUCUGCCCUUUUCUUUUACACAAUUGUAAAGCUAUGCCAGGCGUUUGAUAUAUAUUUAUAUCUCUUUUAACCGCAUUGAUUGCCAUCUUAUUCUAAUGAAGGAAUUUCUACA